Messenger RNA from Galeopterus variegatus (Sunda flying lemur), 664 nucleotides. It is a transcript of the gene CPVL, whose product is annotated as carboxypeptidase, vitellogenic-like. Gene Ontology annotation, biological process: proteolysis. The annotation marks the transcript as partial. Gene Ontology annotation, molecular function: serine-type carboxypeptidase activity. The transcript is spliced from 4 exons. Lineage: Eukaryota; Metazoa; Chordata; Mammalia; Dermoptera; Cynocephalidae. The record is from RefSeq and is a predicted model, not a curated record.
AUACUGGAUAAACUGCUAGAUGGCGACUUAACAAGUGAUUCUUCUUACUUCCACAAUGCUACAGGAUGUACUACUUACUAUAACUUUUUACAGUGCACGGACCCUGAGGACCAAGUUUACUACGUGAAAUUUUUGUCACUCCCAGAAGUGAGACGAGUCAUCCAUGUGGGAAACCGGACUUUUAGUGAUGGGACUGACGUUGAAAAGUACUUGCGAGAUGAUACCGUACAGUCAGUUAAGCCAUGGUUAACUGAGAUCAUGAAUAAUUACAAGGUUCUGAUCUACAAUGGCCAACUGGACAUCAUCGUCGCAGCUCCCCUGACAGAGCACUCCUUGAUGGCCAUGGACUGGAAAGGAUCCCAGGAAUACAGGAAGGCGAAAAGAAAAGUUUGGAAGAUCUUUAAAUCUGAUGAUGAAGUGGCUGGUUAUGUACGGCAAGUGGGUAACUUCCAUCAGGUAAUUGUUCGAGGUGGAGGACAUAUUUUACCCUAUGACCAGCCUAGGAGAGCUUUUGACAUGAUUAAUCGAUUCAUUUUUGAAAGAGGAUGGGAUCCUUAUCACUGAUAAACUACUUUCCUAAAAGAGAACAACAGGAGUUGGUUUUAAUCUUUGAAAAGAAAAUUUUAAAAACUAAAAAUGUCAUAUGAAUAAGAAAAUUAUCUUU